Messenger RNA from Prosopis cineraria, 612 nucleotides. RefSeq names its product receptor-like protein 33. The coding region runs from base 1 to 612 and encodes 203 amino acids. Gene Ontology annotation, molecular function: protein binding. The record is from RefSeq and is a predicted model, not a curated record. NCBI's taxonomy places the organism in Eukaryota, Viridiplantae, Streptophyta, Magnoliopsida, Fabales, Fabaceae. The transcript has a single exon.
AUGAGAAAUGCAAAUGAAGGAAAAUCCAGCUUGCGCUACAUGGGUUAUGGAAAUGGCUCCAUGGGAAUAUACCAAGACUCCAUUGAGGUAAUCAUGAAAGGAUUGGACACUUAUUUAGAAAAGAUCUUGAUUGUUUUUACAACAAUUGAUGUAUCCAACAACGUGUUUGAAGGAAAAAUUCCACAAGUUAUUAGAGAGCUUGGUGCAUUAAAGGGACUCAAUUUUUCACAUAAUCAGCUAUCCGAUGCAAUUGCAAGCUCGAUUGGAAAUUUGAGGAAGUUGGAAUCCUUGGACUUAUCAUCAAAUAAGCUCAUAGGAAAAAUUCCUCCACAAUUGGCAAGUCUUGACUUACUUGGGUACUUGAACCUAUCACACAACGAGCUUGAAGGAUGCAUUCCUAUGGUCCCACACUUUGAAACAUUCUCAAAUGAUUCCUUUAAAGGAAACAAGGGCCUGCGUGGAUUUCAACUUGACAUUCCAUGCAUCACUCAUGAGAAAAGUCAACCACCGCUGUCAAGUUCAAGUUCUGAAGCUGAAUUUUUUGAAUUUGGAUGGAAACAUAUUUUGCUAGGGCAUGUAUGUGGAGCCUCAUUUGGAGUAUCAACGUUUUAG